Penaeus monodon (black tiger shrimp) is the source of this 1677-nucleotide messenger RNA. RefSeq names its product proteoglycan 4-like. The transcript is spliced from 5 exons. Lineage: Eukaryota; Metazoa; Arthropoda; Malacostraca; Decapoda; Penaeidae. The coding region runs from base 1 to 1677 and encodes 558 amino acids. The record is from RefSeq and is a predicted model, not a curated record.
AUGCGCUUCUCUGCUCUUGCAACUUUGAACUCCGAAAGCAACUGCAAGCAUGAGACAUCUCCAUGCGUGCUUGUGAAAUUGGUCUGCUCUCAACCCCCAGAGUUAGACGUGGGAGCUUUUCUGGCCAAGAGAUCAGUCCACAACGACAACACGACAAUACACAUAUUCAUGAAUAUUGAUGACCUUGAAUUAGUUGAUGUGUCAGUUUCAGAGCGCGAACCACCGUCCCGCGCGAACCACCGUCCAGCGCGAACCACCGUCCAGCGCGAACCACCGUCCAGCGCGAACCACCGUCCAGCGCGAACCACCGUUCAGCGCGAACCACCGUCCAGCGCGAACCACCGUUCAGCGCGAACCACCGUCCAGCGCGAACCACCGUCAAGCGCGAACCACCGUCCAGCGCGAACCACCGUCCAGCGCGAACCACCGUCCAGCGCGAACCACCGUCCAGCGCGAACCACCGUCCAGCGCGAACCACCGUCCAGCGCGAACCACCGUCAAGCGCGAACCACCGUCCAGCGCGAACCACCGUCCAGCGCGAACCACCGUCCAGCGCGAACCACCGUCAAGCGCGAACCACCGUCCAGCGCGAACCACCGUCCAGCGCGAACCACCGUCCAGCGCGAACCACCGUCCAUCAAGCGCGAACCACCGUCCUCCGCGAACCACCGUCCAGCGCGAACCACGUCCAGCGCGAACCACCGUCCAGCGCGAACCACCGUCCCGCGCGAACCACCGUCUAGCGCGAACCACCGUCCCGCGCGAACCACCGUCCAGCGCGAACCACCGUCCAGCGCGAACCACCGUCCAGCGCGAACCACCGUCCAGCGCGAACCACCGUCCAGCGCGAACCACCGUCCAGCGCGAACCACCGUCCAGCGCGAACCACCGUCCAGCGCGAACCACCGUCCAGCGCGAACCACCGUCCAGCGCGAACCACCGUCCAGCGCGAACCACCGUCCAGCGCGAACCACCGUCCAGCGCGAACCACCGUCAAGCGCGAACCACCGUCCAGCGCGAACCACCGUCAAGCGCGAACCACCGUCAAGCGCGAACCACCGUCAAGCGCGAACCACCGUCCAGCGCGAACCACCGUCAAGCGCGAACCACCGUCAAGCGCGAACCACCGUCAAGCGCGAACCACCGUCCAGCGCGAACCACCGUCAAGCGCGAACCACCGUCCAGCGCGAACCACCGUCAAGCGCGAACCACCGUCAAGCGCGAACCACCGUCAAGCGCGAACCACCGUCAAGCGCGAACCACCGUCCAGCGCGAACCACCGUCAAGCGCGAACCACCGUCCAGCGCGAACCACCGUCAAGCGCGAACCACCGUCAAGCGCGAACCACCGUCCCGCGCGAACCACCGUCCCGCGCGAACCACCGUCCAGCGCGAACCACCGUCCCGCGCGAACCACCGUCCAGCGCGAACCACCGUCCCGCGCGAACCACCGUCCAGCGCGAACCACCCAGCGCGAACCACCGUCAGGCGCGAACCGUCCAGCGCCGCCUCGAGCUGCGGGCGAGACCUGUGCAUUUUCAUGAGUCUGUCCCGAGAGGCACUUACCAAAGGGCGUCUCCCGCGUCUCUCCUGCCGUGGCGACGGAGGAGGCGGCGGGGGACGGGAGAGUAGAUCAAAGCUCAUAAGACUUCGGGAUCAGGUGUUUGUUUAUUUAUAG